AUGAGCUCUUUAAGAGAUAGAGAUUCCCCUCCAAUAGAAACCAUCCCCGGAUCAAGAUCUCCUUCCCGCUCCAUAUGCUACUCAGACAUUAGCUCCUUGGCAGACCGUUCUGUAUCCAAUCCCUCACCCGAGCCAGGUGCUCUGCCAAACCCCAAAGAUAUCUCAUUUCAAACGACAAUCAGAAAUUCAGCUAGCAGAAAUAUUCCACCAUCACAUCAGAACUCAAGUUCACAUUCUUUUCUCCGUAAAUCGGUGUCACACUCAAGGUCCAAUUCAAGUUCGAGGUCUAGAUCACGGUCGAGGUCCCGGUCACAUUCCAGGUCUCAGUCACAUUCUAGGUCGAGGUAUGGUUCCAAGUUAAACAGUCCAGGCAUCCAGAACGACUUACCGUUAAUGGAAGAUGAGUCUGAAGAUGAACCCGAAGAUUUACCCCCAUUGUUACCAGUAUUUGACCAUCUAAGGGGUCAUGUUCAAGCUGGUGUAACCAGUCCUGAUUCAUCCCGAAGAAGACAAAUCGAGGAGGAUAUAGAUCAAGAUGCGGAUGAACUAAAUGUUCAAGACGAUUCAGUAGGUCUUUUCGACAGAGUUAGUCUUGACAGUACUAACGAUACCGUUGCUAAUAGGCCAGUUUUAUCUGAAAAUAACACCAAUACUAGCAGUAUCUCAUCAAACAGUAAUACACCAACUCAGGGGGAGGCCAGUGAUAUUGAGAAUGUUCCACACAUGGAAAAUCAAAAUGAAAAUGAAAAUGCAAUUCAAAAAGAAUGUACACACAGUACAACCAAAACUCAGCAUGGCCGCAAUUUUUUAUCUAGGUUUCUAAACCUCAAAGGAACUAUGAUUGGGCCCUCUAUUAAUACAGACAAACCUCCACCCAAAGAUGAAGAAAGCCAAAUGGGCCAAGAUAUCCAACUAUCGGAUCUUGAUGCUAACCAAUUAAAACAUGUUACAACAUAUCUUGUUGAUAAACAUUAUGAUCACAGCAAAAAUCAGAAUGAAAGCAAAAAUCACGCCCUGGCCAUCAACUCCUAUUUAACUGAGGGUCUAAAUGAUCUCGAUGAAAUGGCAGGAGUACAGGUUGGCAAACCUAAAAACAUCCACCAAGGUGUACUCUCCCAUCUUCUCAAACUGUAUGAGAAUCCAAUUAGUCAAACUAGCCAUUCUCUAUCAAUAGAUUCCGAAGACAGUGACGAGGAGCAAGAAACUCGGGGAAGAGGUCGAUCUAGAAAGAAAAGAAACCACUUGAAAAUAUCUUCUCCCUUGCGACACCACUCCAGCUCAAGAUCAAAAAGCCGCAUAAUAGAAAUGGGCAAUCUACGUCAUUCAUCAGGAGAGGCAUUUCCCAAACAGUUCAAAUCUCAUCUUAGAAGCCUCAGUGAACCAAGAAUUCUAAAGUCAAAAUACGCAAUUCCCAGCGUUUUAUUUGGCAAGGAACACUCACGUUCAGCGUCAAAAGAAGCAAAAGAUGAAUUUAAAAAAUUGCCAAAGUUCAGCUCAACAAGACCCAAAGUUAAAAAGAAAGGUCCUUCACUUUUGAAGAAGAAGCAAGUAGAAACCCGAGCGCAGAUUACUGUGCACAUUGCUACUAUUUUGCAACGACAAAGGUUUAUACUUCUUCUAUGUAAAGCAUUCAUGCUAUAUGGAGCUCCAACUCAUAGACUGGAGGAGUUUAUGACAGUGACUGCGAAAGUUCUGGAAACGGACGCUCAGUUCCUCUAUCUUCCAGGAUGCAUGACUGUAGCAUUUGGAGACGUUCUUACUAGGACAUCAGAGAUGCAACUAGUUAGAAGUGUUCAGGGCUUGAAUUUAGGAAAACUGGAUGAAGUCUAUGAGGUCUACAAAAACGUGAUUCAUGAUGUCACGAGCGUUCCAGAGGCUAUAUCAGCUAUUGAGAAACUUCUAAAUGGGAAAGAUUACUACUCUCGUCCAGUUGUCGUCUUGACUUAUGCCUUGGCCUGUGCCAUGGUCUGUCCCUUUGCCUUCAGGGGAAAAGGUUAUGAUAUUCUCGUAAGUUUCGGCGUUGGAGGACUGGUUGCCAUGCUUCAGUAUUAUGUUGUUCCAUUAUCGAACGUUUACUCUACAGUCUUUGAAGUCUCAGCGACCAUCGUGGUGAGCUUCGUUGCUCGAGCCUUAGGAUCGAUAAAUGAGAAUAAAGUCUGCUACUCUGCAGUGGUCCAGGGAUCCAUUGCCAUGAUCCUUCCUGGUUACACGAUUCUUUGUGGUUCGUUGGAGCUUCAGUCGAAAAACAUAGUAUCGGGAGCCGUGAGAGUGUUCUAUGCCAUCAUCUACUCACUAUUUCUAGGUUUUGGCAUCACAUUAGGAGCUGCGCUCUAUGGUUGGAUCGAUCACUCGGCCACCAAUGUCACCAGAUGCGCUACGAGCUUGUCUCCUUGGUACUUAUUCAUAUUUGUACCUGCCUUCGCAACUACCAUGGCAAUCUCCAAUCAGGCCAAGUUUUCCCAACUUCCGGCCAUGGCAUUGAUAGGAUCUAUUGGCUAUGUUGCUACCUACUUUGCUGGACUUCGGUUCAAGAAUGCUACUGAAAUUGCUGCCUCGAUUGGGUCUUUUGUUGUCGGUAUUCUUGCCAAUGUCUACUCUCGACUUGGCAGAGGUAUGGCCGUCAGUGCGAUGUUGCCAGGGAUAUUUCUGCAAGUUCCCGGGGGAAUUGCGGCCCAAAGUUCUCUUAUUUCAGGUAUCGAGAUAGCAAACGAACUGACCAAUUCUUCUAACGCUCACACUAGCAGUUCUUACAGCAUUGAUACCUCGUUUGGGUUUGCCAUGGUAAGGGUGGUGAUUGGGAUCACUGUCGGUCUAUUUGCAGCCAUCAUCGUGGUUUAUCCUUUCGGAAAGAAAAACACGACUAUUUUCUCACUUUGA
Molecule: messenger RNA, 2877 nt
Organism: Komagataella phaffii GS115
Lineage: Eukaryota; Fungi; Ascomycota; Pichiomycetes; Pichiales; Pichiaceae
Exons: 1
Coding region: 1-2877 (958 amino acids)
Biological process (GO): transmembrane transport
Molecular function (GO): transmembrane transporter activity
Source: RefSeq, a predicted model, not a curated record